AUGGGGCCACCGGGCAAUAGGGGAUCAUGGGGCCCCUGUGUCCUUGCUCAAACUCAAAAAAGCCUAUGAAAAAGGAUGCUGAAGGAUAUGUACCAGGUAGAAAAAAUGUUGAGUUCAAACAUAAUAUAGAAACCUGUAACCUCCAGAAUAUAUAAGAUCCUUACCAGGGGCGGACUGACAACUCCUGGGGCCCCCGGGCAAUAGGGGAUCAUGGGGCCCCUGUGUCCUUGCCCAAACUCAAAAAAGCCUAUGAAAAAAGGUACCAGGGGCAUCUCAUGGGGCCCCCUACUGACCCCGGGCCCUCGGGCAGUGCCCGAGUUUCCAAAUGGUCAGUCCGCCCCUGAUCCUUUC
Molecule: messenger RNA, 351 nt
Organism: Staurois parvus
Lineage: Eukaryota; Metazoa; Chordata; Amphibia; Anura; Ranidae
Source: the annotation of a GenBank genome assembly